AUGAUCAAUGAUCGGGCUGAAAAAGUUGAUUUCUCUCCGACAAGUUCAACCGAAAUCAAUGGACCAUUCAUUGAUGAUAUUAUUUUUGAAAUUCUACAUUUCCUUGAUUCAUUGUUUAUUGUUCAAGUUUGUAUGAAAAUUUCAAAACAAUGGAGACAAGUAUCAUUUCAAAUUCCUCUCUCAUUAUCAUUCAAACCAUAUCGCUUCAAACAAGGUGGUGAAUCAAUUAAACUUUUUGCUGAUUGUGAAUGGUUGAAGAAUUUGAUUUCUUUGGAUCUGUUUUGCAAUGAAAUUGGUAAUGAAGGUGUCAAAUAUAUUGCUGCAAGUGAAUGGUUGAAGAAUUUGACUUCUUUGAAUCUGCGUAACAAUGAAAUUGGCAAUGAAGGCGUCAAGUAUAUUGCUGCAAGUGAAUGUUUGAAAAAUUUGACUUCUUUGAAUCUGGGUAGAAAUCGAAUUGGCAAUGAAGGCGUUAAAUAUAUUUCUGAAAGUGAAUACUUGAAGAAUUUGACUUCUUUGAAUCUGAAUGACAAUCAAAUUGGCAAUGAAGGUGUUAAAUAUAUUGCUGAAAGUGAAUGCUUGAAGAAUGUGAUGCAUUUGAAUCUGGAAUGGAAUAUAAUUGGCAAUGAAGGCGUCAAGUAUAUUGCUGCAAGUGAAUACUUGAAGAAUUUGAUUUCUUUGAAUCUAAACAACAAUGUAAUUGGUGAUGAAGGUGUCAAAUAUAUUGCUGCAAGUGAACGGUUGAAGAAUUUGACUUCUUUGAAUCUGCGUAACAAUGAAAUUGGCAAUGAAGGCGUCAAGUAUAUUGCUGCAAGUGAAUGCUUGAAGAAUUUGACUUCUUUGAAUCUGGGUAGAAAUAGAAUUGGCAAUGAAGGCGUUAAAUAUAUUGCUGCAAACGAGUGCUUGAAGAAUUUGACUUCUUUGAAUUUGGAUUCGAAUUAA
Naegleria lovaniensis is the source of this 939-nucleotide messenger RNA. RefSeq lists its product as uncharacterized. Gene Ontology annotation, molecular function: GTPase activator activity; small GTPase binding. Lineage: Eukaryota; Heterolobosea; Eutetramitea; Acrasida; Naegleriidae. Gene Ontology annotation, cellular component: perinuclear region of cytoplasm; cytosol; nucleus. The record is from RefSeq and is a predicted model, not a curated record. Bases 1 to 939 code for a protein of 312 amino acids. The transcript has a single exon. Gene Ontology annotation, biological process: activation of GTPase activity; nucleocytoplasmic transport.